UCCGGCGUGCUCUCAUCCCCAUCACAGACGGAGCAUCCCCGUCCUGCCGAGCGCUUCACACAUGCUGACAAAGCUGCGCCAGAAGCUGGGAUAUGGAUGCUCUCAGAGGAAAGGGAUAAGCCUGGACCAAGAGAAGAAACAGAGUCGAGAGAAGAGAAAGGAUUCCAUGAUCUCUGCAGGUGAUGCCGAGUUCCCACGAGAUUACCACACCCUGGCUGCCAGGGGCGGCCGUGGGGCACGGCGGUUCCAGGACAACAGCAAUGGCGGGUUCACUUCUUCCUCGCUGGACCGCCGGCACAACUCUGUGGCUGCUAAGAGCUUGGAGGCCCUGAACAGCAUGCACAAGGCGGACAUCGAACGGCAGCGAGAUGCCCUGAUGGACCUCCAGAAGAACAAGUACACUAACAGUCCGGGCAGCUUGUCACAAGGCUCCGCCGCUGUUGGCCGACAGCAACAACCAAACUACUGGAGCUUCAAGAGCCGUACGCCCCGCGUGACCCGACUCAGCCCAACUCAACCGGCUCUUGCAGACCAGAGCAGCAGGGUUUCUUUUGCCUCAGCUGAAAAUCUGGAGACCAUGUCCGAACAUGACAUUCCCAUCGGCUUUAACCGGAUGAACCGGCUUCGCCAGAGUCUUCCACUGGCUCGCUCGUCUAGCCAGGCCAAACUGCGGGCACCAGGAAUCCUCUUCCUCCAGCUCGGGGAGGAAAUUCGCAGGGUGCACCUGACCCAUGAGCUGACCAGCUUGGACACCCUGAGGGCUCUCAUUGUUCACAUGUUCCCCCAGAGGCUCACCAUGGCCAUGCUCAGGUCCCCCAACACAGCUCUACUAAUCAAGGACGAGACCCGUAACGUCUUUUAUGAGCUGGAGGACCCACGGGAUGUUCAGGACCGCUGCGUAAUUAAAAUUUACUGCAAAGAGCCCAUCUACGGCACUUACCCCGGACACCACAACCCCCACAUCGCUAACGGAGACUUGAGAAGGGAGAUGGUGCAUGCGCCCCAGGACUCUCCGUCAAACCGUCGCCUCGGUAAUCCCGCCAUGUCCUCCCAGCAUUCGUCAUCCUCUGCUUCACCUCCUCAAGGCUCACCGUCCCGUGCCCGCCUGCUCUACAGCUCCGGGAGGCCUUCAUCCUACGCGGGCCCGCCCCACCACACCCACUCCCUACCUCACCCACACUCCCAGUCCCACCACUCCUCUCCCCUCCAGCAGCCUCAGCUCCACCAGCCCCACCACCCCCAGCCGGCCUUCUGUACCUCCUCCAGCGCCAUCCUGGAGCGCAGGGAUGUGAAGCCUGAUGAUGAGGUGGGCGGUUCCAGGAGCAUGGUGCUGCUGCGAGGAGAUGGAGGUGGGAUCUACGCAGACCCAUACGCUUUGGGUCCAGACACGAGUCGGCUGAGCUUUGCAGGAGGUCCUCACUCUCCUCUGCCUGCCCGAGCUGACCCCUACGCUUCCUUAUACCGCCGCGGGGGAGGACCAGGUCCCGGAUCAGUUCGGUCGCUAACCUCCUACUCUGCUGCGGCGUUACAGGGAGAGCUAAUGGAAAGUGGAGUUCUCUACAGGCCUGGGGGGCCACUGUACAGUGAUGCCUACACUGCUUCCAUGCUGGCAAUGGGUCUGAGAGUUCCACCGCCCUCUUCUCCUCAGAAGAUACCUGAUAUGAGGGAUUCCUACGGGGGGACUAUGUCCACUCGCGGUUCUCCAGGGAGGGCGAGUUUAAGAAGGGACUCGGUUACCUCCUCUGUGUUUGGCGACAGCCCCAAAGUCCGAGGCCAGGGUCCAGGGUUGGGUCUGACAGCAGAGCAGCUCUGCAUGAUUGGUGGAGGCGAUGGAGGAGGCAGCACUGGAGGCUUUGGGUCACCGCUGAUGGGGAAUGAGACUGAGACCAGGGAGCGAAUGGAGGCAAUGGAGAAGCAGAUAGCGAGCCUGACGGGGCUGCUGCAGAGAGUACUGAGCAGAGCGCCUGAAGCUGAAAGUCCGGAGAAGCUCGAGUCGGCUAGUGACUGUUCAGGAAAUGACCCUGGACAAACUAAAAAAAAGAAAGCUCUGACACCAUCUGCUCCCCUGGCUCUGAUGCCCCCUCCAUGUUUGGGGGCCAACCAGCCCGUAGCCGUGUCCCGUAUGCAGAUGCAGGUCCACCUCCAAGGCCUGCAGCAGAACACCAAUGCCCUGCGCAAGCAGCUUUCACAGCUGCGCAACAUGCAGCUGGAGAACCAGGACUCCGUUCUGUCUCUACUGCGUCAGACUGAGUCUGAGCUGAGCCUCAUGAUGCUGGACGCCAUGCGACCCCAGGAGGACCCGCUCCAAAGACAGCGGCUCUUAGUAGAAGAGGAGCGGCUGAAGUAUUUGAACCAGGAGGAGCUUCUCAUCCAGCAGCUGCACGACCUGGAGAAAUCUGUUGAGGAGCUGCAGAGGAACUCGUCUGUCAACCACGGCCUGGUGACGGAGCAAGAGGUGGAGCAGAAGAGCAAAGAGCUGAGGAUGUUGGGAGAGACUCUCACUGAACUCAAAAACCAGUUCCCCAGCCUGCAGAGUAAGAUGCGAGUGGUGCUGAGGGUGGAGGUGGAGGCUGUUAAGUUCCUAAAAGAGGAGCCUCAACGCCUGGAAGCUCUACUGAAACGCUGCAACACCAUGACUGAUGCUCUCAGCUCACUUCGCAGACAAGUCUCAGAAGGUGUGUGGAAGACCCCUGAAGACCUUUCCAGUCAAUCCCAGAAAAGAUCAGACGACCUGAGUCGCAGCUCUGACCUGGCCAUCCUGAACAGUCCUCCUCUCAGCCUCAGUGACCUGAGCACCAGUGCCGGUCUGGCCAACUGGAUGCCCCUGUCCUCCUCUGCCAGUGAAGCUGACACCUCCGGUCCUGAGCAGGACGUCCAGUCUUCCAUGACCUUCAGAAACCGAGUCCUGGAUGAGCUGCCCAGUCGGCGCCCUGCAGACAAAGCCGUGUCUGCUGAAGUCAGACUGGCGGCUGAGCGGGACUGGGAGGAGAAACGUGCCAGUUUGACCCAGUUCAGCGCCCAGGACAUCAAUCGCCUGCUGGAAGAAACCCAGGCUGAGCUGAUGAAGGCUAUUCCAGACCUGGACUUUGCUGCCAAGCACAUAAACAAACCGGCAGUGCCCCCCAAACCUCAGAUUACCCUCCCAAUAAGCUCCACCACAGCUACGUCUUCAGCUGCCGGGUGCACUGGGACCACAGCCACCACUACGUCCAGUGGGGAGCAGCAGCCUGGCAAAGUGCAGCUCGCCGCUCAGAAGCUCAACAGCAUGGAGGGUGGCGGCUCACAUCGAGGGUCUGUGGACCUCAGUGUAGCCAGAUACAAAACAGAAAAACCGUCCAAGUCUCCUCCACCUCCUCCCCCUCGCCGAAGCUUCCCGUCGGCUCACGGCCUCACCACGAACCGCACCGGAGAGGUGAUCGUCACCAACAAGAACCAGAAGAUUGAAGAAGAUGGUGAUAUGCCAAAAACUUUGGUAAAGCUAAGAAGGACCCCCUCAGACACACCCCGGCCAGCCUCCACUCCACCUGUGAUCGCCGCCUCAGCCAUUCAGGAUGAAGAUGACGAAGAGAAGAUUCUCGCUGAGCUAGAGAAUAGCAGUAACUCGCCAGGACCAACGAAAGGUCCCACCGUCGCAGCCCGACUCAAACACCUUCAACAGGGCAGCCUGGAGAGACCAAAAACCCGCAAGCAGAAAGAGGAUUUCCCCAAACUCCAGGGCCAGCAGCAGGUAUUCCACUUCUAACCCCUCUGACGCUCCGCCUGCCUCUCCUCUCUGCUGUCACUUCAGAGGAAGCUCCGCCUCUUUGUCCCAGAAGACUCUGUGAGGGAGCACAAACUGAUUUUCACCUCCUCUUCUUGUGUGUUUUACUGUUUGGGUGGCUGGAUUUGGGCGAGCUUGUUGAAGCAUCAAGUUUUUGCCCAGUGUGUUAGAUUUUUUUUCCACUGACUAGCCUAAAUUGGGUCAGAAAAAUUCUGAUCGUUCAUCCUGUUAAAACUGCUGCCUUUAAAUAGCCAGAAGGAUACAGCUUAUUAUGCAGAAUGAUUCGAGCGAGGUUGUAUGAGUUUAAUUCAUGCAGGAAAUAAAUUCAGAAGCAGCAGAAAGAAUAAAGCAGACAUGGAAAACAAAAUGCGCAUGGAGGCACAAAAAAUAUAACAUUUUAAAAAUAAUUCUGCAUACGUAAUAUUAAAUAUUGUUUAAAAAAUACAAAACAUGAGCAUAAAUUGAUGUCCUUUCAUAUUGUUUUUGAGGCUGACUUGACUGUUUAUUUUGCUGGCUGGAAAUACCUCAUUCAAUCAUUUUCCCCUAAAAUCUUUUCCUGAAAAACAUCUUCAAUUUAGCUUUUGCCCAAGCAAAAAGGAUGCAGUUGUGAACUGAUUUUCAAUUCACAACUAAAUUGGUCACUUUUUUGUGACUCUACAGAAUUUACAAAGCAUUUGUUGCUUGUUCAAAUUUAAAUUCAGAGUUUUUUUUCUACAAAAUUCAAACCUGUUGCUCACAGACUGUAACACAAACCAAGUAUCCAGGAGUCACAAAAAAUAAUUCUGCAACAAUAAUAAACCCCUACAGGAGUACAUAAAUAUAACUUACAGCUCCAUAAUUAGUCAGAUCAUUUUAUCUCCACGUGGCUCUCACUAAAUUAGAGAAAGUUAAUUUAUUUGAGUAAAAACAAGCAGGGACAGCUCAACAAAAACAGGUCCUGCUGGGAAAUUAAUAGAGGAACAAAUGAAGAGGUCUAAAUAUUCUGGUGAACAGCUGCCCUGACACUGGACUUGAUAAAUCUCAGUGGACCAGCUGAGCAGAUGAAAUGGCACCCCACAUGGCCCCAGGGAACUGCCACACUGGACUCCAAAUUGGAUUCAAAUAAAAUGAAAAUUUCACCCAAAAAAGACUAGCAGUCUAGUCCUUCUUGGACUUUGCUUCACAAUCGAUUUAUGCUGCAAUCUUCCUGUUGCUUGUGCACUUAUUUUCUACCACACUUCUUCCUUCUAAUAAACCUUCUGCUAAUUAUGCAAAGUAAAUUUCCACAAAGUAAAUCUGUGCAACAAAUGUUGCAGACAAAAUUCAAAUUUGUUGAGAUGCUCACCAAAAACAAAACCUGGAGUUAAGACACUGUGUUGAGGAAAUAGAAUCAGUUCCCUUCCUCAGGUUUGGAUUUGUGAACGGCAGUAAAACCUCCAGAAGAAAGUGAGUCCAGCCUGAGCAGAGUUAGUGAAAAACGUACAGCUUGUUUGAAAACGUAGGCUGGAAUAUUAUUGUCUCCAUGAAUGGAUGAAUCAUAUCUGCUCCUUCAGACACAGCCGACCGCUUUCGACCGAGCUGAGAGUACCAAGCACAUCCAGCUGGCCACUCAAAGCCUUUUCAGUUGUCCUCCGUAGGUUUUCAGGCUUUAUACAUUCAGAGGAUCUCUGCACAGAAAAUGUAUUCCUGAAACAUAAAAAGCUCAGAUGUUUGUAGAGUAAAGAAACUAAAGCCUCUGUACUGUUAUAUUACAGCCUCAUAUUAAGAAGGCCAUGGCCAGUGGUUUGACAUCUGUCCAUCCUAGCAACAAAUCAAAUAUAAUAUUCCAACCACAGCUGUGGUGCAAAUGCAACACUUAAAUCAUUCCUGUACUGUCGUCUGUACAAUCGGAAUAUUAUAAUAAUAUUACAGAAGCAGUUUGGUACUGAUAAUAAAAGAUUCCAUUUUAGUUUGUAUUGUUAGUCAUAUUCAAUCAAGUACAGGUCAAAUACAGAGAAACUGCAGACAUAACCUUUACUCUUUAAUUGGAAUAGGGCAAAAACAAAAGAAUCUAAUUGUGAUGCUGAUCAAAAUAUUUUUCUGCCUUCAGAUAAAAAAAAUCCUCAAAAGCAACACUUCUCCUACACUCCCAUUCUCAUGUCUCUUGCCCUUAUUUCUCCUUCUAUUCAUCUCUUCUUUCUUAAAUUCCUCAGUCUCUUAUUUCAUUCUUCCUCUCUCUGUUUUUCCUUCCUCUACGUUUACUCUUCAUCUCCUUUAUUUUUUUUUACUUUCUCUUCUUUCCUAACGUCAUCCUUUCAGUCUCCAGUCCUUUCCUACGCAGCCUUAAUUUCCUUGCAUCCUGCCUUUUGUUCCUGUCCUUCUUCCUCUUCCUCCUCUUAUGCUGCGUCACUCAGAGGAGGAAGGGGAACAGAAUAAGGACAGAUUUUUCUGUCCUGCAGCUCUGACAGCAGCUCUGCUUCAGCUCAGCGACAGCCGAUCAUACGAGGACCGUCAUGCCGAUGCACCAAAACCUGACGUUCCCAUCGGCCAAUCAGAUUGAAUUGCAGAGCAGCGGGAAUGCAGGGAUGAAGGGUUUAAAAGAUUUAACAAAAACUUGAUGUGUCUGUUAGUAAAUUUUGAUUUUUAUGUUUUCUCCCCUUUCACUGCUUCAUGUCUCCAUUAAAUUUUUCCCUUUUUUGCUCUGAAACUUCCCCUCCUCCCUCUGCUUGCUUUUUGGGGCAGUCUUGAGCUUCUGCUGCUCACUGAUCCGGCCGAUCAUCAUCAUUUCUGCCGACGUUUCCCUUCACUGCUUUUUUCUGACAUCUUUUUUUAGUCCGUCAGCCAGCCUUUUUUUUUUUUUUUUUUACUUCUCCUCUUCGUCACUUGUUUUGCCUUUUGUCAUCCUGUCUGCUUCUCAGGUCUCUCAGGUCUCAUCUGGACUAAUUACGUGAGGACUGAGUACUCGGAUCAUUCCACUUUUGGACCUCUAAAUCCUAAUUCACACCUUGAAGGUGACUGUUGGUUAAAAUGUCACAGUUUGGAGGCAAACAGGAGCUCCUGUUGUCUGCUGAGAAAUUAAUGUACUAUGCCGAUUCAUGUGUAAAAUUUGGAAAGUGACUGCAGCAGUUCUGGACCUGCAACAUGAAGCAGUUUAACACAUCUAAUGUGUAAAUCCAUCUACUACCAUAACUAACAACCUAACACCAGAUUUAUGUCCCAGUUUUAUGCUUAAUUGAGGUCUGGCGGAUUCUCUGUAUAGGUAAUAAAUUCGUUUUUUUAGUUUUAUUCAGUGAAUUCUGCAACAAGCACAGACGUAAAAGCUGCAUGAGAUGUAAACAAAGGGUGCUGCAUUAGUGUUUCACUUCAUAUUACAGGUGGAUUUCAGUAAAUAAGAAUAUCAUUGAAAAGUACACGCAUUUCAGUCAUUCACUUCAAGAAAUCAAUAGAAAUAAACUUGAAACAUAAAACGGAUUAAAACAUUUCUGUUGUUUGAGAGUAAUGUUUUGAAAUAAAUUACUAAAAAUUAACUUUUUCUUGAUCUUCUAAUUUACUGAAAUUUACCUGCAUUUUGCCAAAUCUUGCAUUAUUAAGGUAUGAAAGUAUUAACUGGACUUGUCAAACAUAAAAGUAUUUAAAUUUAUCUAUUGCUUCAUCUCUGACAAUUCAUUAAGCUGCUUUAAAAUGGUCAUAAACAUGAAUUUUUGGAAAUGUGGGACAGACCCUUUGUGGUAUUUAUUAGUUAGGAUGGAUUUUCUGCUUUGAAAUCUCCCAUGGAUGCCAUUUAUGUUCUUAUUGUUCAGUCAUGAACACCGACCUUACCUGAAGCAAGUAAGAGCUUCAGAUGUUGUUCUGGGUUAUUUUGUGAUGUCCUUGAUGACUCGAUGCACACCCACCACUCUUGGGAAAGUUCUCCCCAUUGCUAUUCUUUCUCCACUUGUGGAUAAUGGCUCUCUGCAGUCCAAAAAGAGCUUUAGAAGUGGAAAUAUGCAACCUAGUCCAAACUGAUAGAUGUCAGAUUUUGUUACUCAUCUUUUCAAGGCUGUUUUCUUUUUAAGAUCUUUAAGCCUACUUGCUGUCAGAUGGGUUCUAAGCAUUUCUUUCCUGGUCUGGUAGUAAUCAGGCCUGGGUGUGGCUGGUGAAAUUGAAUGAAAAAUGUGAGCAAUCCCAGUGAAUUUACAGUUCAGUAAAAUAAGGAAUUAUAAUUUCACACAGGAUGGUGUUGACUGCGUUUUUCUCUUUAACAAGUGAUAUUAUUAAGCUUUUGUUAGGCAUUUUCUCAACCUAUAGAAACAAAACAUAAUUAGCAUCUUUGUAAUUAGACUAUAUCUGUAUGAUUUUUUUAAAAAAUCUAGAAUUAAAGUUUUAAAAACAAAGUAAACAAAAAUAAACAUUAGGUCAAAAAGCACUUCAAAGCACAGGCCCUCCAGAAGAUGAACGAGUCCUCUCCAUUUGCAGAAAUAAAUUUGAGCAUGUUUGCUAUAAAACUCUCUAGUUUCAAAAUUUGAAGGGGCCUGUAUGUUUAUUCAGUCAUACUUCUGCAGCUCCACAGACACCGUAGUUUGAACACUUUAGAGAGGUGGCUUCACGCUGCAAUUUUAUUUACAGUUAGCAUUUUCCUGAAAUAAGAACAAUGAAACAUUCUGCCUACAUGAUAUACUAAGCAGACCAGAUUAUGCGUAGUAGAGCAAACAUUUAACAUUUCUAAAUUAAACUGUUUGUCUAAAAGUCCUCAGUUUAUAGCAGCUGUUCACUCACAUAUGUCAUCAGAGAGCGCCACUCAGAAGUUAUUUAAUUAAAAAGCCUUCGGUUUAAAAUCCAUGGACAUUCAUGUUUAUACAUGAUAUUAAGGGUGAAACUGGGACACAGGCAUGUUAACAUGUUAGUCCUCAAUUUCAGUUUUCUUGUAAUUUGGACUGAAACAGAAACAUGACAUAUUGAGCUAAAAGACUUUUGGAUUCAAAUGAAACCAAGCCAGUUUUUCUGAAAGGAUUGGUGUUUAUACGUGAGGGAAACUGCAUUAAGAGUUUAUUGUUAACUUGUUUAUGAAAUGUAGGAGCAGAUUAGCUAAUCCAGAUUUAGAAAAGUUUAAAUCUGACCGGAAACACUUCAGAUGUAUGUAUAUUAGUAUAAAAUCAUUUAGUUUAUGUUUUAGAGAGAACAUGUAAAAAAGAAAAAAAAAAUUCAUCUAUGUUUUAUAUAAUCAAGCUUUUUUUGUAUUUUUAUACUUGAAGAGGAUUCAUAAGCAUGGAACACAUUUAUUCUGUAAAUUCUUUAUUUUUCUGCGUUAAAGACUUUAUUUUUUCUGCGAACCAUGAAACAAACCAUAAUCACACGUUGCUGUAGAGACCUGAAAACACUCCUAAUACGAACUGUAAAAUAGUGCCACCACAUUUAUUAAAAAAAGCACAUGAAACAAUCCCGUCACUGAUGAGACAUCCUGUUUGUAGCCGUUUUAUUCUAUUCUAACCAACAGUGUGUCGGAUUAUACAGAUUCAACUGUUUAUCGAUGGUUUCUUAAUGAGCGUGUGAUUGUUCAACCAUUUGUGGAUGUUCAGAUCAUGUAUAUAAACCCAAAUAAUAUAUUACAAA
Molecule: messenger RNA, 9307 nt
Organism: Gambusia affinis (western mosquitofish)
Lineage: Eukaryota; Metazoa; Chordata; Actinopteri; Cyprinodontiformes; Poeciliidae
Gene: srcin1b
Exons: 19
Coding region: 62-3742 (1226 amino acids)
Biological process (GO): regulation of dendritic spine morphogenesis
Cellular component (GO): cytoplasm; actin cytoskeleton; postsynaptic density
Source: RefSeq, a predicted model, not a curated record